Callorhinchus milii (elephant shark) is the source of this 2487-nucleotide messenger RNA. RefSeq names its product chromosome unknown C21orf91 homolog (gene cunh21orf91). The record is from RefSeq and is a predicted model, not a curated record. NCBI's taxonomy places the organism in Eukaryota, Metazoa, Chordata, Chondrichthyes, Chimaeriformes, Callorhinchidae.
UUUUAUCCUUCUUCCAAAUUUCUCCUUUUGUCCAACCUUCUGUUUUUAGGUUUUUCUUCCUGAAUCAGAUUCCCUCUCCUCUUGUAAAAAUGUUCUCCUUUCCUGAUUCAUUUUGUGGUCUCCCUCCAUUUCUCUUGUGUUGUACCUGCAGUCUCAAUUUUUUCUUUUCCGAUAUUAACAAAUCUCUUAACUGUCUUGACAUCAGUAUUUGUGCUGGUGAAUGUCUCUCAUUGUGUUUUGGUGUGUUUGUAUCAGCCAGAAUUGCUAGGUGCUUAUCUGCCUUUGCGUUGCCUGACUUCUUCCACAUUUUCUUUUUAGUCUGUAUUUCCCGUUCCACCAGACUAUUGCUUUAGGGAUACCCCGGUGAAGUUGUCUUGUGGUUUAUUUCCUUGUGAAUCUCUUGUAUUCUUUGCUUGAAAAUUGUCACUAAGUAUCUGCUUUGGUAUGCCAGGCUGGGCAAAGAUUUCCUUGUUUUGUUUCCACUAUAGUUUCCAAUGUUGUGUCAAUCAACUCUUGUAUACUCACUAUAUCUCAAUGUAUAGUCUAUUAUCAUUAAAUUAUAAUAAAACAAAUAAAAACAAACAAAUAAAACAAAUCAGUUCCUAUUUUGGUCCAGGCUUUACUUAGUUUCUCAUGCCAUAUAAUUGGUUUGUGUCUUUCCUGGUUUUGAUAUCUCGCACGUUUCACAUUUUCCAAUACAGUCCUCUAUCUGCUUAUUUAUGUCCAGCCAAAACAGAACUUCGCUCUUCUUUUUGCUUUUUCUAUUCCCCAGUGUCCUUCAUGUAUGUUUUUCGAUACGUUAUUCCUUAAUUCUUUUGGUAUCAUUAUUCUGUCUCCUCAAUAUAUGAUGCCUUUUCACUGGUAUAUUUACUUAUGCUAUCUCUUUCGUUUGCUUCUCUAAUCUCUUUCUCCUGUCUUGUUGCUUUGCUAUUUCCCAUACCUAGAAUUCCAUUUCUUUUUCUAGUUGCUUGUCCUCUUUACUUGCCUUUUGACUGGUGGCUUGACUUAGUAUGUCUUCCACAUAUAGUAUUUUCCCAGGUUUGUACUGAAAUUCAAUGCUAUAUCUCUGUAGCCAUAUUCUCAUUCUUUGUCGUCUUGAUGGUGUUUCAUUGAGCCCUUUUCCCAGAAUGGCGUCUAAUCUUUUGUGAUCAUUUUGUAUAAUCAUUUUUUUCCCAAAUACAUAUUGCUUGAAUCUUUCGCAUCCAAACACCACAGCUAAACACUCCUCUAUCUGGGCAUAUUUUUUCUCGAUUUCCAAAAGAUAUGCAUAUGCAUAUGCUAUGAUUUUUCCUCCUUACAUUAAUACAAAGUCUGGGUCCCAUUACUGCGACAGUGUCACCGGUUGUGAGUCUCUGUUCGGAUACAGCGUUGCCAUUUCCGUGCGAUAUGAACGAAGAGCAGUUUGUUAACAUCGACCUGAACGACGACAAUGUUUGCUGCGUGUGUCAGACGGAGACCGAGACCGAGAUGCUCUCGUUCUGCCACCUCUGUUUUGAACUCAGCAUCGAAGGAAUAUCCCGCUCCACUCUCCUGCACACCCAGUCGCUGAAAGGCCACCGGGACUGCUUCGAGAAAUGUCACCUCAUCGCCAACCAGGACCUGCCUCGCCCCAAGGUGUCCAGGAGCACCUACAGGGACAUGAAGGACGUGCUGAGCCGGAGGAUCAAGAUCGUGCAGUACGCCCAGAAUCAGCGGGUGGAGGCUGACCUCGAGCAGGACAGCCCCCGAGUCUCGCUGAGGACAGGCUCCAGCCUGGACUCCAUCCCCUUCCAACACCUGCACCCGGGCCACACGCUGCUGGUGGGGUCGCAGCUGCCGCGCUACGCCCCCUGCUGGCCGGACAGCGGCCCCCGGGGACUCUCGGAGUGCGCUCGGGGUGUCCUUGAGGGCGAGGUGGGUUGCGCCUUCCGGCUGGGGAUACUGGGCACGUCCGGGGGCGGCUUUGGCCGGGGUCUGCGUCCGGUGGUCGCCAGAGGAGGAGGAGGAGGAAGAAGAGGAGGAAGAGGAGGGCGAGGAAGAGACGGAGAGCGGGCAGAGGAGGAGGAGGAGGAAUGGGAGGGGGUGCCUCGCUCGGAGGGAACAACCGCCAGGUCCCGGCAACAACGGCAUCGUCACAGGAGCCGAGAGGAACUGAACGCUUCCAGUGUUGAGGACUUGACACAGUUGAACGAUGAACUCUUGGGUCACAUCAAAGACGUCUUCGAGGAGUUGACACAGGAGUUGGAGGAGAAAGAUUCUCUGUCGUCCGAGCUACAGGUCCGUUACAUCGCCAUCGAACAGCUCUUCAAAAACCGCUCCAAGUUGCCAUGGCUCCGGGUCGGACGGGGAGGGGUGAAACCCAACGUACCCCUGAGCAACUAAAGCCCCCCCUCUUCCACCACCACCACCGUGUACCAAUUACUCGGCGACGGAAAGAUCCUGAGCCAAAAAAUUAUGGGACGGGCAGUGUGAGGGAUGUGAGAGAGGAGGGAAACAGACAAGAAUUGA